Molecule: messenger RNA, 2468 nt
Organism: Papilio polytes (common Mormon)
Lineage: Eukaryota; Metazoa; Arthropoda; Insecta; Lepidoptera; Papilionidae
Exons: 1
Coding region: 357-1106 (249 amino acids)
Source: RefSeq, a predicted model, not a curated record
CUAUCAAAGUGUCAAUACCGUUGUGAUUUCGUCCGAAGUAAAACGCUUAUUAAAAAUAGAUUGAAGCAAUAUUUUUUCAACACUGCCGCUACGUCAAACACACUAGUACCUCGGAACACCUAGAAGAUAUCACUUUCUCAUACAUGGCAAGAUCUAGUCGACAAAACGAAGCUUCAAAUACGCAACCAUAAUUAAGGUUAGAUCGAUCAUGUUUAUAUUAGUGUCAAACUGACAGCUACAACAGAUGCAGUUUUAAUUGUCACAAAGUCGUGUAACAAAACUGACAGUUACAUAGUGUUACCAGUGAGAAUAUUUGCGUUCCGUUCGACACAAGUAUUUUUUCUUUAACAAUAAUUAUGGAUCAACAAUUUCAAUUACUGUUUGAAGAAAUGAAGAUAGAAAUGCAAAGACAAACUAUUGAAUUACGAGAAUCUAUUACAAACAGUAUAAUGGAUAGAAUGGAUGAAAAAUUAACUCCGAUCAUUGCGGAAAAUAAAAAGCUCAAACAAAAAAUCAAUACAUUAGAAAAAGAAGUUGAAUACUUAAAACGCGAAAAGAAAGGUAACAAUCUUGUUAUUUUUGGAAUAGAAGAGGGCGAAAAAUCAAUAUCGGAGCUAUUUGAUAAUUUUAAAAAGAUACUAAAAGACAACAUAAACAUAGAUUUACAACAACGCGAAAUAAACAAGUUAUAUCGUCUAGGAAAAAAUAAAAUUGCACAUAAACCAAGACCAAUAUUAUGUUCAUUUAUAAACAAAUGGAAGAAGGAAGAAAUUUUGAAGAAUAAAAGAAAUUUGAAAGAAAUUCACGUUUCUGAGGAUUACACAAAAGAAGUUUUGGAAAAACGAAAAGCUUUAAUGCCAAAAUUAAACGAAGAAAAGAAAAAGGGAAACAUUGCUUUCAUUAAAUAUGAUCAACUCAUAGUAAUAGAACAAAAUACUAAUGCAGAUAAAAGAAAAAGGGAGCUAUCUACAUCACCACAAUUGCCAUCAAAAAUACACACAAAAAAACAUCAAAUGCCAAGUUCCCUCAAAUCAAAUAGAUCAAACGCCUUCGAUAUAAUGAGAUCACAUUCUCUAACCAACAUCUCAAACAACAGCAAACAAUAGCAAUUAACAACCGGCAAACGGAAAAACAAACCAACACAUGAAAACCGACUAGAAGACAAAACACAACCACCCCCAAGCCGACUGGUCCUCGUGGGGGAUAGAGACCACGACCCUCCGACAUCACAUCUUUACAAUUCCCAUAAAGCAAAAUUAUAUGUUGCUGCUUUAAAUGUCCGCACGCUGAAAAGGGAAGAAAACCUCGCAGAAUUAAUACAGGCGCUGAGUAAUAUCAAAUAUGACAUUCUCGGUCUUAGUGAAUUAAGACGGGAAGGAGAAAGAAUUAUUGCCUACCAAGACUUCUUGCUUUAUCAUAUAGGAUCGACUCCAGGACAAUACGGAGUCGGCUUUAUUGUCAAAAAGAACCUCGUAAACAAUAUUGAAGGAUUCAUCGGAAUCUCAGAGCGCAUAGCAAUAAUGAAUCUAAAGCUGCCAGAGUACCAGGAGCCAUGGUCAAUCAUACAAAUAUAUUCACCCACAGAGCAAGCGGAUACUAAAACAAUAGAAUCAUUUUACCUGGAGUUAAACAAAUCUAUCCAACAGCAUGCUCACAAAAACUUAAUUGUUAUGGGAGACUGGAACGGACAAAUUGGAGAGAGGCGCCAAGGCGAAGAAAAAGCUGUAGGACCAUACACGUAUAGCAACAAGCAUAGGAGCAGAAAUGGAGAGAGAUUAGUAAACUUUACAUUGGAAAACAACUUAAGUAUUUUAAAUACUAUGUAUAAGAAAAACAAAAAGAGGAAGUGGACUUGGGUCUCGCCAGAUGGGGAAACAAAAAAUGAAAUUGAUUUUAUAAUGACGAACAAAUGUAAAUGCUUCUCAAAUUAUGAUGUCAUCAACAAACUAAACUACAACACAGACCACAAGCUGAUCAGAGCUGAACUAAAAACAGAUCAACCGAAAAGACCUAGACCCAGGCAAGAAAUAGCUAACCUUAAACUCGGAAAACAUCAAUUACACCAACUGGUCAUCGACUUAAAGAACAAAUUCACGAAUUUCAAACAAAGGACAGAGAGAUUUGAAACACAGGAGAAGUACAAUUUAAUAGAAAGUAUUAUUAAGAAUCAAAUUCAGUCCACAAAAAGCAAUACCAAGAAUAAUCAGAAGACAUGGCUAACGACAAAUACUUUGAAACUAAUGGAAAGAAGGAACUAUUUAAUAAGCACAAAAGAUGUAAAGAAUAGAAGAGAGAAAUUAACAGAAAUCAGUAAAACAAUAAAGCAGAGUAUCAGAGAAGAUAGAAAACGAAACAGAUUAGAAAUAAUAGAGAAAUAUAUUAAGGAAACUGGUGGCGCCAAAAAAGCUUACAAGGAAAUAGAAAAGUCAAAAGAUUGGUUUGUAAAAAUAAAAAACAAUAGAGGAAAC